Messenger RNA from Sycon ciliatum, 2530 nucleotides. Its product is annotated as periodic tryptophan protein 2 homolog. NCBI's taxonomy places the organism in Eukaryota, Metazoa, Porifera, Calcarea, Leucosolenida, Sycettidae. The transcript is spliced from 15 exons. Gene Ontology annotation, biological process: ribosomal small subunit assembly; maturation of SSU-rRNA from tricistronic rRNA transcript (SSU-rRNA, 5.8S rRNA, LSU-rRNA). Gene Ontology annotation, cellular component: Pwp2p-containing subcomplex of 90S preribosome; small-subunit processome. Bases 16 to 2205 code for a protein of 729 amino acids. The record is from RefSeq and is a predicted model, not a curated record. Gene Ontology annotation, molecular function: protein binding.
CAUGUAAAUUCUAUAAUGCUCUCAGCUCGAUACCUUGCUGUCUGCUCCGGAGUGGAUUUUUCCUUGACGCAAGUGCCUCUCGUUUUGCAGAUGUACUCGCUGGGUAAGGACUGUUCGCUGUUCAUCUGGCGUUGCAGCCAUGCUCUGGAGGACGCGCUGGCUGAGCUGGAGCAGAUGCGGCGAGCGGCUUCCAGUGACGAGGAGAGCAGCAGUUCGGGGGAAGAAGAGCGUAGCGCAGCAGAACCUCCCAGGAAACGCGCUAAAACAGUUCCCGGCAGGAACUUGGUUCCUCUGCGCUGGUCCCUCAAGGAGGAUGACAAGCACCUGUUCAUACAGGAGAAGGCACACAUCGCCUGCUCUGCGUUCCACAAGGAGCGCAACUUGCUGGUGAUUGGCUUCAGUAACGGCGUGUUCUCACUCUACGAUAUGCCUGAGUUCAAUCAAAUCCAUUCACUCACAAUAUCUCAGCAGAAAGUUUCCUCCGUGGCCAUCAACUCCACCGGUGACUGGCUGGCGUUUGGCUGCCGGUCUCGCGGCCAGCUGCUGGUCUGGGAAUGGGCCAGCGAGUCCUACUUGAUGAAGCAGCAGGGUCACUUCUACGACAUGAGCUGCCUGGCCUACUCGCCUGAUGGCCAGUACCUGGCUACUGGUGGCGAUGAUUCCAAGGUGAAGAUCUGGAACACUCUGACUGGCUUCUGCUUUGUGACGUUCACGGAGCACACGGGCGGUGUGUCUGCUGUUCAGUUUGUGCCCAACGGCAAGGCAGUAAUCAGUGCAUCGCUGGAUGGUACUGUCAGGGCGUUUGAUUUACAUCGGUAUCGCAAUUUUCGUACGUUUGCGUCUCCCCGACCUGCUCAGUUCAGCUGCUUGGCUCUGGAUAGCAGCGGUGAGCUGGUGUGUGCCGGAUCACAUGACACGUUUGAAGUGUUUGUGUGGUCCAUGCAGACUGGACGACUGCUGGAGUUGCUCUCUGGACACGAAGGUCCAGUGAGUGGAGUGGCGUUCCAGCCCAGCACCGCGCAGCUUGUUUCCUGCUCCUGGGACAAGACCGUACGCACGUGGGAUGUCUUGAAUCGCUCCAGCGCGCAGGAAACAAUACAAGUCAACUCUGAUGCUGUUGCGCUGGCGUUUCGCCAGGAUGGUCAUCAGUUUGCUGUCAGCACUCUGGACGGGACGAUUACGUUCUUCGACAUGAACUGCAAGCAGCAGGGCAGCAUUGAGGGUCGGCGUGAUCUCGGUGGUGGCCGUCGUGCUACAGACAUGGUUACUGCUAAGCAUACUGCUGGCGGAAAGACGUUCACCGACUUGUGUUACACAGCCGAUGGAUCUUGCUUGCUGGCCGGUGGCCGCUCAAAGUUCGUCUGCAUCUACAACGUUGCUCAACAGGCACUGGUCAAGAAGUUUGUGAUCUCCAGAAACCGAUCAUUCGAUGGCAUGUCGGCGUUCCUGAACAGUGCCAACAUGACCGAGUUUGGUCCACUAGACCUGAUUGAUCACGACAGCGACAGUGAUCAAGAGAAGCAGAAGAAAACUCUGCCAGGCGUGGCUGUUGGUGACAAGAGUAGUCGCAGAACGAAGCCCGAAAUCCGCACCAAAUCAGUGCAAUUCUCGCCCACAGGUCGAGCAUGGGCUGCUGCCUCCACAGAAGGUCUGCUGAUCUAUUCUCUGGAUGCCAGUGUGGUGUUUGAUCCGAUCGAGCUGGAUGUCGAUGUCACCGUAUCGCGUAUCUGCUCAUUGCUGGACAAGGGCGAGAUGCUCAAUGCCGUGGUCAUGAGUCUGCGCCUCAAUGAGAUUGACAUGAUCCAGCGAGUCAUUGAGACAGUGCCUGCAGAUGAAGUGGAGAUGCUCUGCAGGCAGCUACCUGCAAAGUAUGCCGAGCUGCUUCUGAAGACCUUGGGCGGCCUGUUUGAGACAUCUCGCCACCUGCAGUUCUACUUGACCUGGUCGGGAGCGCUGCUGCGAGCGCACGCACGCACCUUCAAGGAGCAUUGCAACACUCUGAUGCCCGCACUGCAGUCACUACACAAGGCCAUGGCACAGAAACACGAGGACGUGGAGAAGCUCUGCGAUGACAAUAUGUACACGAUGCAGUACCUGGGUCAUGUCGCUAAACUCAAGUACACCCCCAAAGAGGACGGGGAAGGCGAAGGUGAUCCCAUCGUCAACGGAGACAAUGAUGACGAUGAUGACGAUGAUGACGAAUAAGCGCAAGCGCCAACAAAUCGCUGUGGCCACAGCAGCAGCGCUAGCGGCAGACGGUCGUUGUACCGUAUGUAAAGCCAUGUACAUAGCACGGUGUUACCACGAUUGCGUAGUAUUGUGAUAAUCUCGCUGAUUACUUACUCUUUUACCCCCCCCCCCCCCCCCCCCCUGUACAUACUUUAACCAUUUGAGCAGCAUGAUUAUAGUUCAUAGUUUGAAAUGUUCAUGAAAUUCUUGCAUAAAAUACAUGUACGUUUUUUGGUGUUUUUUUGGUGAUUUUGAACACCACCUUCAAAAAUAAUAAUAUUAUAUUUUCACCUUUCGUGAA